ACCCCUUCGUCGACAUCAGUCGCUGACUCGCGAUCGCAGCGCUUUCGAGUGGCGAAAUGGAUCUCCAAAGUGCCCUGGAAAAAUGCGGCAACUUUGGCCCGUAUCAAAUCCUUCUGCUGGGCCUGUUCGGAUACACAAAUAUUGUGUCCUCGCUGCACUAUUUUUCGCAGACCAUCAUUAGCUUCACGCCAUCGUACAGUUGCUCUCUGCCAAAAGAGGACUUUUCCCGGAAUUCCACAUACUCCACUUCCUUGCUGACCUGCAGUAUUAUUCAAUACGAUGAAGAUCUUUCAUCUUUUCGGGACUACAAGUGCUCCUCGUGGGACUUCGAAAGGGAAAGUAACUACGAAAGUGUUACCACAGAGCUCGAAUGGGUCUGCGACGACGCCUACAAACUGGCAGUGGGUCAGUCCUUCUUCUUCAUUGGAUCCGCCCUGGGCAGUAUAUUCUUCGGAUACUUGGCAGAUCGCAUAGGACGACUGCCUGCCUGCGUUUUGUCCACUUUGACAGGAGCCUCUGGUGAUUUCUUUACCUCCUUCGUAGGAAGUCUUCCUUGGUUCUCCGUCACCCGCUUUAUAUCCGGUCUUUCAAUGGACACCCAAUAUGUUCUCAUGUACAUUUUGGUUUUUGAGUACCUGAGCCCAAAACACCGCACCUUUGGGCUCAACUUUAUCUUGGGAAUCUUCUAUUGCAUUGGUCUGGUGAUUUCCCCCUGGAUGGCUAUUUGGUUGGGAAACUGGCGGAGUUACCUAUGGGCAGCCUCUCUGCCUGCCCUCGGAAUGCUGCUCUUCCCUGUAUUUCUCCACGAAAGCGCCGAAUGGCUGUUGACGAAAGGAAAGUUCGAUAAAGCGGUUAGUAACCUAAAGAGCGUUGCCAAGUUCAAUGGACGCCAAGUGGACGACUCUGUUUACGAUGAGUUCAUAAAAUACUAUCGCGAAAAGCAAAAUAAUGCGCAGAAGAAAACUUCGGAUACCUUUGCGGGCAUGCUAAGAACGCCAAGACUUAGAAAGUUCACCAUUAUCCUGUUGAUCAAAUCAAUGAUCGUUACCAUAACUUUUGACAUCCUAAGUCGUAACGUGGAAGGCGUGGGCAUAUCGCCCUUCCAUCUCUUUUCCUACUCGGGAUUCUGCUACGUGCCCGCAGGCCUCGCAAUAAUCCUGUUCCAAAACAAAAUCGGAAGAAAGGGCAUGGCCUGUGCUUCGCUUUUUGUAGGUGCCAUAAUCACGGCAGCCACUGGUUACUUGGUGGCCACCCUUGAUCCAGCGGAAUACUCCAUUCUCCUAGGGUUCAUGGUGAGCCUGGGAAGAUUUGGAGCGGUGGUCGCCUACGAUGCGGAGGCCCAGUACGCGGCGGAGAUUAUUCCAACCAGUGUGCGAGGUCGAGGGGUGGCCAACAUCCAUGUGGUGGGCAACGCCUUCGCUUUCUUCAGCUCCUAUGUGAUCUACUUGGGAACUUUCUACAGGCCGUUGCCGUCUCUUUUAAUCAGCUUCGUUCUCCUGAUCGGCAGUUGUUUGUGCCUUACACUUCCCGAGACAUUGCACAAACAACUCCCACAAACUCUUGAGGAGGGCGAGGUAUUUGCCAAGGGCGAGAAAUGGUAUUUCUUUCCCUGCUUUUCACGCAGACAGCAAACAAACAAGUCUGCAUCUCAGUUGGAGAUGGAGUCAGCCAGCAAUAUUACAAAGUAGUUAUAAUAAAUGUAUUAGAUGAAUAGUACA
Molecule: messenger RNA, 1718 nt
Organism: Drosophila subpulchrella
Lineage: Eukaryota; Metazoa; Arthropoda; Insecta; Diptera; Drosophilidae
Product: organic cation transporter protein-like
Exons: 6
Coding region: 57-1688 (543 amino acids)
Biological process (GO): transmembrane transport
Molecular function (GO): transmembrane transporter activity
Source: RefSeq, a predicted model, not a curated record